AUGCAAGUUGCCAGCGUCCUUUCAGACCUCGCGUCACUGCGAGCUUGCGAUCACGCAGAUGCGCUCGCUUUGGUCAACAUCCAUAAAGCCGAGCAGACUCACGGCCGGUCUCAGAACCAGGACGUGCAGAGAGCGACAGAGCUCAUUGAACUGCAUAGAAAUAUGAAGGAGCAUCACAUCUAUCAAAAUGGCGGAGUAGAUGCUGCGCUUCAACAGGCCCGGAUGGACGUGGAUGCCGUGUUGGCGAAGCUGGGACGAUCCUGA
Trichophyton rubrum CBS 118892 is the source of this 264-nucleotide messenger RNA. RefSeq lists its product as uncharacterized. Bases 1 to 264 code for a protein of 87 amino acids. The transcript is spliced from 2 exons. The record is from RefSeq and is a predicted model, not a curated record. NCBI's taxonomy places the organism in Eukaryota, Fungi, Ascomycota, Eurotiomycetes, Onygenales, Arthrodermataceae.